GUGUUCUCCACUGUGGGAGGGAGUGUCACUCUGCCCUGUAGAGGAGUGAACAGGAAAGACUGUUCCACAACUACAUGGGUCUUCAGCUCCAGAUCUCAGAGAGCAGCUGUUGAACUGGUGAAUCUUGGAAAGAUCAGAGACCAGAAGCCAGGGAGAGUGAGUCUGGGGUCUGACUGCUCUCUGCACGUCCACACUCUCAGCACACAGGACACUGGACUGUACACCUGUCAGCAGUUUGUCUAUGACCAGCAGCAAGGAGAGGAUUCUCCUGUCUCUCUGUCCCUCCUCACCAUUCAAGUCUCUCCAGGGGCAGAGCUGAGGACCGGCAGCACUGUGACUCUACACUGUCUCCUGGACACUAACUGGAGUCCUGAACACUGUCCCUCACCUCUACACUCUUAUACAGUGAUCUGGGUGACUGAGACAGGAGCUGAGCUGCAGGGAGACAGAUACCAGAUCAGCUCCUCUCCCUGCAGCUCCUAUCUGACUGUGAGACUGCAGCCCUCAGACCACAGCAGGCAGUGGAGAUGUGAUGUAACACAGGAUCGAGCAGUGACGUUCACACACAGAUACUCCACUCUGCUCACAGAUGGGUCUGGUGCAAGACCGACCCCUCAGAAACCCGGGAGAACAGAGACCUCCCCAGCAGGGAAGACACCAGUGACCCAGUCAGAGCCAGGACCAGGACCAGAAAUGACGAGCUCAUCAGUGACAGGUACAUAG
Messenger RNA from Lepisosteus oculatus (spotted gar), 723 nucleotides. The record is from RefSeq and is a predicted model, not a curated record. NCBI's taxonomy places the organism in Eukaryota, Metazoa, Chordata, Actinopteri, Semionotiformes, Lepisosteidae.